UGCAAGCUUAUUUUCAUAUAUCAGAAGGAACUAUUGCAAGCCAACAUCUUUGAUGUUCUCUUCCUAUGUUGCCAUUUUUUGGCAUGCAAAACCACCUGCAAGCUUAAUUUCAUGUCAGAAGGAACUAUCGCUAGCCAAAAGCUUUGAUGUUCUCUUCCUAUGUUACCAUUUUCUCACCAUGCAAGUAAAGCUCUUCAUCAUCUAGUUUCUACAAUCUCAUUCUCAUGCAAAUCCUAUCUGUUUCAACACUUUUCUCUAUCCACCUCCACUCACCGCAAUCUCCUCGCACUCAUCUCUACAGCCAAAUCUCUUCGCCAUACCAACCAAUCCCAUGCCUCUGCUCUUCUCAAUGGCUUUCUUCCCCGAAGUGUUUCUCUCUGCGCCUCUCUUAUUCUCCGCUACGCUACUUUUCUUGACCCUCCAACCUGUUACCGUCUUUUUCAAGGAACUGUUCCUUAUGUUCGCUCUGCUUUCCUGUGGAACACUCUCAUUCGGGCUCUGUCGAUCGCUCGAGUUGAUGAUAACUUUGAAACCUAUAAUCGAAUGGUUCGAAAUGGUGUCAGGCCUGAUGAUCACACUUUCCCUUUCGUCCUCAAGGCAUGUGCCGAUAGUUUGAAUAUUAAGAAGGGUAUGGAGAUUCAUGGGUUUGUGUUCAAACUUGGUUUUGAUUUGGAUGUCUUUGUGGGUAACACCCUUUUGUUGUUCUAUGGUAAUUGUGGGAAUUUAACGGAUGUGAAUAGGGUGUUUGAUGAAAUGCUUGAAAGAGAUGUUGUGUCAUGGAAUACAGUCCUUGGAGUGUUUUCCGUCAAUGGGUUUUAUGUGGAGGCGCGUGAUUUGUUUUGUGAAAUGAACCUGACCUCUCGCUUUAGGCCCAACAUGGUUAGUGUUGUAAGUGUGUUGCCUGUUUUGGCUGGGCUUGAAGAUGAGGUGAUGGCUAGGCAAACUCAUAGUUUUAUUGUGAAGGUUGGGCUGGAUUCUCAGGUGACCAUAAACAAUGCUUUGAUUGACGUAUAUGGGAAAUGUGGGCAUGUGAAGACUUCGAGAAAAGUUUUUGAUCAAAUGAUGGAGAGGAAUGAGGUUUCUUGGAAUGCAAUCAUUACUAGUCUUGCUUAUCUGAGGCAUAAUGAAGAUGCACUAGAGAUGUUUAGAUUGAUGAUAAAUGAAGAGGUAAAACCAAAUUCUGUUACUAUAUCUAGUAUGCUACCUAUAUUGGUUGAAUUAGGACUUUUUAAACUAGGUAAGGAAAUUCAUGGUUUUAGUUUAAGAUUUGGUAUUGAAACUGAUGUUUUCAUUGCCAACUCUUUGAUUGAUAUGUAUGCAAAAUCAGGGCAUUCAUCCAAAGCAUCCAAUGUGUUCUACCUAAUGCCUGAAAAGAAUGUUGUUUCUUGGAAUGCCAUGGUCGCUAAUUUUGCUCAAAACAGGCUUGAAUUAUUAGCUAUAGAAUUAGUGAGACAAAUGCAAAUUGAUGGCGAGAUUCCAAAUUUGGUCACCUUCACAAAUGUUCUUCCGGCUUGUGCACGAAUGGGAUUCCUUCGUCCUGGAAAAGAAGUCCAUGCAAGGAUAAUCCGCAUCGGCUGCCAUUUUGAUUUGUUUGUCUCCAACGCACUUACAGAUAUGUAUGCAAAAUGUGGUUACCUAAAUCUUGCUCAACGUGUCUUUAACACCUCCCUUAAGGAUGAAGUAUCUUAUAACAUUUUAAUUAUAGGAUAUUCUGAAACGACUAAUUGCUCAGAAUCUCUUGGUUUAUUCUUAGAAAUGGGGCUUAUAGGUUUGAAGCAUGAUGUAGUUUCCUACAUGGGUGCAAUUGCAGCUUGUGCAAAUCUAGCUGCAUUGAAGCAAGGAAAAGAGAUCCAUGGAUUAGUUGUAAGAAAGCAUUUGCACAUGCAUAUCUUCAUUGCUAACACAUUUUUGGACUUCUAUGUCAAAUGUGGGCGAAUUGAUCUUGCCCAUAAGAUCUUUGAUCGGACUCCAGACAAGGACGCAGCCUCUUGGAAUACUAUGGUUUUAGGUUAUGGAAUGCUAGGUGAGUUGAAGAUUGCCAUCAAUCUCUUUGAAGCAAUGAAAGAAGAUGGAGUUGAAUAUGAUUCAGUAUCAUACAUUGCAGUCUUGUCAGCUUGUAGUCAUGGUGGGCUAGUUGAAAAGGGAAAGAAAUACUUUGAGAAAAUGCUGGCUCAGAAUAUUAAGCCAACAAACAUGCACUAUGCUUGUAUGGUUGAUCUGCUUGGCAGGGCUGGACUAUUGGAAGAAGCUGUAAAAUUCAUUGAAGUCUUGCCUAUUGAACCAGACGCCAAUAUUUGGGGUGCUUUGCUUGGGGCAUGCCGAAUCUAUGGGAAUAUAGAGUUGGCGUGUUGGGCAGCUGAACAUCUGUUUAAGUUAAAGCCGCAACAUUGUGGAUACUACGCAAUUCUUUCAAACAUGUAUUCAGAAGCAGGAAAAUGGGAUGAAGCAGACAGGGUAAGGGAAUUGAUGAAGUUAAGGGGUGCACAGAAGAACCCUGGUUGCAGUUGGGUCCAAAUUGACAACCAGGUUCAUGCUUUCGUAUCAGGAGAAAAAAUAACAAAAUUCAAUUCAGGUUCUUGGCUUGCAGAAUCAUGAUAAAGUUAUCAGACAUCACGGUUGAGUUUGAAGGCUCAUUAGAAAGAGAGCUCGGUCUCCUUAGCAUUUUUUUCCCCUUUUUGGGAUACAGUGUAAGAGAUGAAGCAGGAUUCUCUAUUGUGAAUAUCUGUUGUCAAUUGUGUAUUUUUCAUCCAUAUUUCUCAUAUGAAAUUUCAGGACAUGUAGCUCAUGUUCCAAGGGAUUGUAGAUCUCUACUUGUGUUAAGCCCUGGACUAUUCAUCCAUGCAAUGCAUGUCUGCAACCUAGCCACUGCAAGAAACUCCG
Hevea brasiliensis (rubber tree) is the source of this 2880-nucleotide messenger RNA. Its product is annotated as pentatricopeptide repeat-containing protein At4g14170. Lineage: Eukaryota; Viridiplantae; Streptophyta; Magnoliopsida; Malpighiales; Euphorbiaceae. Bases 160 to 2595 code for a protein of 811 amino acids. The record is from RefSeq and is a predicted model, not a curated record. Gene Ontology annotation, molecular function: protein binding; RNA binding. Gene Ontology annotation, biological process: RNA modification. The transcript has a single exon.